Molecule: messenger RNA, 368 nt
Organism: Amoebophrya sp. A120
Lineage: Eukaryota; Dinophyceae; Syndiniales; Amoebophryaceae
Source: the annotation of a GenBank genome assembly
UUUCGCUUUUUCGUCGCCCCGAAAGCAACCUAGCUGCAUCGGUGCACCUCGCCAGCCCUUCGCGUUUGGCUUAUUUCGCUUUCGGAGCCGGCGAACAUAAAUCUGGGUCAUGGGGCUUUUCGGACGUCUCUCCAUCUUUCGUAGCUCGAAGGACAAGCCUGCCGACGGCUCGAAGGACCUCAGCGGCGUUGUUCCUGCGUCCAGUAGCACGGGUCCCCGACCCGCAAGUCCGACCGGCGAUGCGACCUCGCCACCGGACCAGUCCGCUACCGGUGCAAAAACCGCAGCGGGGACCAGUGGCAAAAAUGCUGCCACCGAGCCUCCGCCGUUCUGGAGAAGGCCGCAGUCCGAGCAAGACAUUACUGUGG